Cydia amplana is the source of this 1008-nucleotide messenger RNA. Its product is annotated as alpha-tocopherol transfer protein-like. Gene Ontology annotation, molecular function: phosphatidylinositol bisphosphate binding. NCBI's taxonomy places the organism in Eukaryota, Metazoa, Arthropoda, Insecta, Lepidoptera, Tortricidae. Gene Ontology annotation, cellular component: membrane. The record is from RefSeq and is a predicted model, not a curated record. The transcript has 7 exons. The coding region runs from base 85 to 999 and encodes 304 amino acids.
UAAGUUCUUCUUAAGGUUGCUGCUUACAAUUAAUUGUACACUGCGGCGAUUGGCACGAGAGGCUACGCAUAUCUACCGGUAAAGAUGGCGCACAAACUAUUUCCGCAUACCGCUGAAGAAAAAUUAGCGAUAGAGAAAAACUUGGAAUGCUCCGAAGGUCUGAAGGAAGAUGUGGACGCCAUCAUGGAUUGGUUCCAGAAACAACCGCAUUUGGUUGAAGCUGGAAUAGAUUCAGAUGUUGUAAGAACUUUUCUCCUAGUGAGUAAAGGUUCUCGAGAAAAAGCGAAACGUAGAAUUGACAACUUCUACAAAUAUAGAGGAUUGGCUCCGGAAUUAAUUCAGAGCAGGACGCAAGCCUUGUCUAGCAACCAGGAUCUUUGGACGAUCUAUCGAUAUGCAGCAAUAUUGAAACUGUACGAAGGAAGAAGAAUUACGAUAGUCCAGUUUAUCGACCCAGACCCCAGUUCUUUUUCGUCUGAACAAGUCUUCAGGAAUCUAUACAUGAUGAACGAUUUAAGAGUAAAAUACGACUGUUUUCGAGGUGACAUUUGGAUUAUUGAUCUCAAAAACGCAACACUUGGACAUCUCCUAAGGUUAAAUCCUAUGUUGGCUCAAAAAUCUGCUCAAAUUUUCCAGGAAGGACUUGGGUUCAAAGUGCAUGCAAUCCACAUCUUAAACUUUCCGAGCAUAGGGCAACAAAUUAUAAGUUUAUUUCGAAAAUUUGUCAAAUCGAAAAUAAUGGACCGAAUUAUGAUACACGCUAGUAUAGCAGAUUUACACAAGUUCCUACCAAAACAAUAUCUGCCAAAAGAUUAUGGAGGAGAGGACUACAGUAUGCAAGAAUAUAAAGAUAUGUAUGAGAUAGAACUUCGAAGUGAGCCAACGAAACAAUUUCUACUCAAUGCGUGUAAGCAUGUAUCGAAUGAAAAGAAGAGGCCUCUUGCCGAUUAUAACUAUGAGUUUUUGUCUGGGACAUUUAAGAAACUAGAUAUAGAUUAGUAUAGUGCA